CAUGUCCUACAACUGGACGGUACGGACUAUAAGAGUUUUGAUGGCUUUGCCAAACAAGUGGCCGAUAUUGUGGGCGACAGGGGUUUGGAUACUCUCAUCAAUAACGCCGCAAUUGUACUGAGAAAUAAUUUGAAUAUUGUUACCGCCGAUGAUAUGGUGAACAACUUUAAGGUCAAUUCCGUGUCGCCCUUAAUGCUUACGAAAGCCCUUUUGCCUAUCUUAAAACAGUCAGGAGCUACUACGCGUAAAACUAUGGUAGUGAACAUUUCAUCUAUAGGUGGCUCUAUUACUAUUGCCCCCAACUUACUGCCAACAAUGUACUAUCCCUACUGUCCGAGUAAAGCUGCCCUUAAUAUGAUUACUAAAUGCUUGUCCAUUGAUUUGGCCCCACAUGCUAUUAUGGCUGUUGCUAUACACCCGGGCAGUGUUCAGAGGGAUGUGGACGACACCGAUGGAACUAUCCCAAUGGAAACUAGUGUUAAUAAUCAACGAGGUGGUAACGAUAAGUUUCAAAUAUUGCACCAAAACAAACAAUUGAUAUUAGAUAUAAAGGCGUCUAUUAAAUGGUUUGACGAACAAAUUGCUCAUAAUUUGUUUGUCAAUACGAUCGUGGUCAUUUGUUGCAUAAUGAUGUCCAUAUAUGUGACCACAUCCUUAUGGCAAAAUAUACAGUCAAUGUCCACUGUUAUAGCGCUGUCGUCGGUGUCAUUGACUGUACAACUGGUGGUCUCGUGUGUGAUAUGCGGUUCAGUCGGCAAUAAAUUGAAUGACAUUAGGGAAGUGUUGGACGCCAUCAACGGUGACCAACUCACGGACCGGGAGUUCCGGGAAUUAUUGCUGUUUAAGGAUAGCGCCAAAAAUUCCAGCACAUGUGGCUUCACAAUCGCCGGGUUUGCUGUACUCAACAAGUCUACACUUAUAGCGGUUUACAUUAAUUACUUUAUUACUUAA
Medioppia subpectinata is the source of this 951-nucleotide messenger RNA. NCBI's taxonomy places the organism in Eukaryota, Metazoa, Arthropoda, Arachnida, Sarcoptiformes, Oppiidae. The record is from the annotation of a GenBank genome assembly.